Molecule: messenger RNA, 3531 nt
Organism: Tupaia belangeri chinensis (Chinese tree shrew)
Lineage: Eukaryota; Metazoa; Chordata; Mammalia; Scandentia; Tupaiidae
Gene: ZSWIM4
Product: zinc finger SWIM-type containing 4
Cellular component (GO): Cul2-RING ubiquitin ligase complex
Molecular function (GO): zinc ion binding
Source: RefSeq, a predicted model, not a curated record
CCCGGCCCGGCCCGGCCGGAUGGACCCCCCUGCGGCCAAGCGCAGCCGGGGCUGCCCGGCUGGACCGGAGAAGCGCGAUGCCGGGGCCGGGGCGGAACGCGGCCGGGGCCGGCCCGAGGCGCUCCUGGACCUCAGCGCCAAGCGAGUAGCCGAGAGCUGGGCCUUCGAGCAGGGGUGCCGGAGCCGGUCCAGAAGCGCAUCGUGUUCUGGUCGUUCCCGCGCAGCGAGCGGGAGAUAUGCAUGUACUCAUCGCUGGGGUACCAGCCCCCCGAGGGCGAGCACGAUGCACGGGUGCCCUUCACCCGCGGGCUCCAGCUGCUGCAGAGCGGGGCUGUGGACCUGGUGCUGCAAGUAGGGUUCCACCUGAGCGGAAGCGUCCGGGAGCCAGGAGGCCCUGGGGAGCCCGAGCGCCUCUACCAUGUCUCCAUCAGCUUCGACCGCUGCAAGAUCACCUCCGUGAGCUGCGGCUGUGACAACCGCGACCUCUUCUACUGCGCCCACGUGGUGGCGCUGUCGCUCUACCGCAUCCGGCACGCCCGGCAGGUGGAACUGCGCCUGCCCAUCUCCGAGACGCUGUCGCAGAUGAACCGGGACCAGCUGCAGAAGUUCGUGCAAUACCUCAUCAGCGCACACCACACCGAGGUGCUGCCCACGGCCCAGCGCUUGGCAGACGAGAUCCUCCUGCUAGGUUCCGAGAUCAACCUGGUGCACGGCGCCCCAGACCCCACCGCAGGCGCCGGCAUCGAGGACACGAACUGCUGGCACCUGGACGAGGAGCAGAUCCAGGAGCAGGUGAAGCAGCUGCUGUCCAACGGCGGCUACUACGGGGCCAGCCAGCAGCUGCGCUCCAUGUUCAGCAAGGUGCGGGAGAUGCUGCGCAUGCGGGACUCCAACGGGGCGCGCAUGCUGAUCCUCAUGACCGAGCAGUUCCUGCAAGACCCGCGCCUGGCGCUGUGGCGGCAGCAGGGCGCGGGCAUGACCGACAAGUGCCGGCAGCUCUGGGACGAGCUGGGGGCCCUCUGGGUCUGCGUCGUCCUGAGCCCCCACUGCAAACCAGAGGAGCGGGCAGGCUGGCUCCAGCUGCUGAGAACCUGGGACAAGCUGGACAUGUGUCCCCUGGAAGAGGGUAACUACUCCUUCGAUGGCCCCAGCCUGCAGCCCACCGCGGCCCCCAGACCAGGCUCGGAGGAGGACGAGGCGGCCGCCUCGCGAUCCCGCCACACGGUCUUCGGCCGCGCCCUGCAGGCCGGCGAGCUGCGCUGGAGUGACGCGCACCUGCAGAGGAUCCUUGCCAGUGACUCCUACGGCCCCAGCCUCACGGGCACCAUGGGCGGAGACAAGCCCACCUUCGACCCCCAGGGCCGCCCACUCUGGCUGGGCGAACCUUUCCCCACCGCCUGCGCCCGCGUGGACACCCUGCGCGCCCAUGGGUACCCGCGCCAGGCCCUACGGCUGGCAGGUGCCAUAGUGAACACUCUCCGGCUUCAGCGGCGACAUCAGCUUGAGAGUUACAAGCAGCAAAAAAAAGAGCUACUUCAGAAAGGUUCCACUUGUAUUACCAACACGGAAGGAUGGGUGGGCCACCCCCUGGAUCCCAUCGGCUGUCUCUGCAGGGCCCUCUUGGAGGCCUGUCGCCUGGAGGAGGAGACCCUCGACCUUUACCCAGACUCAGGCCCUGAGAAGCGGAAGGUGACCUACCAGCACGUGCCGGUGCCCGGGAACCCUGGCGAGUCGUACUUGGCGCUGGCGCUGGAGGUGGCCCUGCUGGGGCUGGGGCAGCAGCGGGCCCUGCCCGAGGGGCUGUACGCCCAGGACAAGGUGGUGCGGAAUGAGGAGCAGCUGCUGGCCCUGCUGGAGGAGGUGGACCUGGACGAGCGGCUGGUGCAGGUGCUGCGCAAGCAGGCGGAGCUGUUGCUGGAAGGGGGUCCCUUCAGCGGCUUUGGAGAGGUGCUGUUCCGCGAGAGCGUGCCCAUGCACAGCUGUGCCCACUACCUGUUUACUGCGCUGCUGCCGCACGACCCGGACCUGGCCUACCGCCUGGCGCUCCGAGCUAUGAGGCUCCCUGUACUGGAGACAGCGUUCCCAGCCGGAGAACCUCACCCCACCCCGCUGGACUCCAUCACGAACAACCGCUUCCCCCGCUGGUUCAUCCUUGGCCACCUGGAGACCCGCCAGUGUGAACUGGCCUCCACCAUGCUGUCUGCCGCUAAGGGAGACCCCACGUGGCUGCACGCGGUGCUGGGCUCCAUCCAGGAGAACAUCCACUCGCCCGCCCUGCUCUUCAAACUGGCGCAGGACGCCUGCAAGACAGCCACUCCGGCCAGCGCGCCACCAGACACCACGCUGCUGGGUAUCGCGCUGGAGCUGGGCCUGCAGGUGAUGCGGAUGACCUUGGACACCAUGACCUGGCGGCGGAGGGAGAUGGUGCGCUGGCUCGUCAGCUGUGCCACGGAGAUCGGCCCACAGGCCCUGAUGAAUAUUAUGCAGAACUGGUAUUCGUUAUUCACACCUGUGGAGGCGACCACCAUUGUGGCGGUGACGGGCACCACGCAUGCCACGCUGCUGCGCUUGCAGCUGGACACGCCCCAGCGGGAGGAGCUCUGGGCCUGCGCGCGCACCCUGGCCUUGCAAUGCGCGAUGAAAGACCCGCAGAACUGCGCCUUGCCGGCCCUGACCCUGUGCGAAAAGAACCACGCAGCCUUCGAAGCGGCUUACCAGAUUGUGCUGGACGCGGCGGCCGGUGGCCUGGGCCAUGCCCACCUCUUCACGGUGGCGCGCUACAUGGAACACCGCGGGCUGCCGCUGCGCGCUUAUAAGCUGGCCACGCUAGCCCUGGCGCAGCUCAGCAUCGCCUUCAACCAGGACAGCCACCCGGCCGUCAAUGACGUGCUCUGGGCAUGCUCGCUCAGCCACUCGCUGGGCCGCCACGAGCUCUCCGCCAUCGUCCCUCUCAUCAUCCGGAGCAUCCACUGCGCCCCGGCCCGGCCUGGGGCCGCUGGGGGCCCGCCGGGCUGCCAAGCCACUGGGCACGGAUCGGGCACCGCUGUGCCAACUCUUAGAUGCAGCGGUCGCCGCCUACAUCACCACCAGCCACUCCCGCCUCACGCACAUCAGCCCGCGACACUAUGGCGACUUCAUUGAGUUCCUGGGCAAAGCUCGCGAGACCUUCCUGCUGGCGCCCAACGGGCACCUGCAGUUCGCCCAGUUCUUAGACAACCUCAAACAGACCUACAAGGGCAAGAAGAAGCUCAUGCUUUUAGUGCGGGAGCGUUUUGGAUGAGAGGUGGAGGUGGGGGAGGCGGUGGGGGAUGCCCCCUUCUCCCCUGCCUCCCUGACAUUCGCUUUCCUGGGGGUGGGGGACUGGGGGCGGGGAGCUCGGCACCCGGAGGCCCACGUGGCAUUUCAGUAUUAAGUCAGAGGAGUCCGGCUGGAGGUGGGAGGCAGGAGGGGUGACAUCCUUCCAUGCGCGUGCCUAAGUGUGCGAGUGAGUGAGCGAGACUUCAGGAGCAGAAGCCAUACCACCACCCGGAA